Molecule: messenger RNA, 1947 nt
Organism: Suillus subalutaceus
Lineage: Eukaryota; Fungi; Basidiomycota; Agaricomycetes; Boletales; Suillaceae
Exons: 12
Coding region: 1-1947 (648 amino acids)
Source: RefSeq, a predicted model, not a curated record
AUGCCUGGAGGAUAUCACAUUCGCACGUUCAUUGCCUGGUUGAGACUCUCUGUCAGGACGACCGUAUUUCGCUCAUAUACAAGUCUCCUUGCUUUCCUUCUGCGGCUAAUCCGAAGCUAUCAGGUCUUUGUUGGUGGAAAAGAGAGAACUUUUCGAGAACCGGGUUUAGCGUUCAGCUCUCAUCCGGCCGAUCAAGAGAAGAAGACCCAUGGGACCCUCGCAGUGCCGUUGCUCAAAGCACCUCCGCAAAGUGAAUGGCCGAAUCCCUUAGCUUCCAAUAACCUGUCUCUGCCGACCAAGCCGAUCCCUUCUGUGCCAUCAACACCAAGCUCGUCCUAUCCUGCGACGCCAGGGCAAUUCUUUGAUAUCACUUUAACUCCCAUCAUGCCCGGACAGAUAAAGAGAUACGAGAGAAAUCAAUUUCAAGAUCACAACAGUGAAGAUUUCGAGAUUCAGAAAGGUCCUUUGGACUGUUCAGAGGAGCUCGCUCCAGUGUCAGGAUGGGAGCCGCUCACGCACCCAGAAGGCGCUUUGUUUUUCUAUCACUCCAGUGAUCGAGUUUUCACUGAUGUCGAUGUCCGAGACCCUGGAACUGCGGUCACAAUGGGUACAAUGGGUGAAGUUGUUAAGCAGGCGUACAAAGAAGCCCGCAAGGCAGACACCUUUCAUGCGUCCAUUGAACUCACUUUGGAGCGCAUGGAGGUGGAUGGGCAAGAGAAAUGGGGCUACUACUUUGCCGAUCACGACAGACGUGUCAUUUUCUGGCUGGAACCCCACAAUCCUAGAGAUCUUCUGAAUAAUGUUCGAGGAGUAAAACGCAAAAGCCAUGUCAGUGAGUUUAUUCCGUCCGAUAUUCAUCCGAGCUUCUCCCAUUGUGUUACUCCCAGGGUAUGCACUAGAAUCACAGUACUGGUCCGUACGGCCUCAGAAUCCUUACCUCCCAUUGUUACACAUUAUCAUUAUCUCGACAGGAUGCACAUUGAAUUGUUUCCAAACAAACGCUUCCUUCCGGAAGAUGUCCUCGUGGGCCUUAAGGAAAUUGUUAUGUUUACUCAGGCAGACAGUAUCACUUCUGAAAAAUGCCUAGCACCUUAUGCUUCGGACGAGGUUUCAAGUAUGCUCGAUCUUAUGGAUCCUCUCACGAGCAGUGUUGACAAGGAGCAUGAGCAUUCUGUGUGGAUCGUUGCUCGGUUUAUGGGAGAUUUCUGUGGCGACAAGUUUGCAAACUUCUGUGGACAGCCGGGCGCCCGACUUGACGCAGACCAGUCGUUAUACAACGAUACCAUUCCCCGCCCGAAAAGCAUCCUUUUUCGCGUCAUGAAUGUCAUUCUGUUUGGAUCCCCUGAUGCUCAAAGCAAGGCCCUUCACAAGAUAUGGGUCGAUUACACCAUCGUUCACCGGCGUUGGAAAUUUUUUAUCAACAGGCUCAAUAAUGAAUGGAACGGAUACACGAUAUUCUCUACCGUGAUGCUUGCUGUUGAUAUCAGUUUUCUGGCCGUUCCACCUGCCCAGAAUCAAGCGCCUGCAAUCAUUGUAUUGUAUAUCUCUAUCCUCUGUGCCUUGGGCUCGUUAGUGGUCUCACUAGUCCUGGCUGGACAAGUCAAUGACAGCCGGCGGGACUCCGCUAAAGGCGUGGCCUCGUUCAUGGAAGAAAUGUCGCGUUCUACACUCGGCCUCGAGAGCCUUGCCCUCAUGCUCAGUCUGCCGUAUGCUCUUCUGAUUUGGGGAAUGGCAUUCUUUGCUGCAGCGUUGUCCAUCGUGAUUUACCGCACUUCCGACGUUGUCACCAUCUCGAUCAUCUCUCCAAUUUGGACCGCCAUCUUUAUCCUGUCGACGUGGCCGGUACUAGCUGCUAAUAAUAUUCAUGUAUCCCACCUGAGUUCCUGGAUCGCAGAACAAGUGUUGUAUUCCAGAUCAUGGUGGGUCGCCACCAGGUCUCAUUCCUAA